CUCUAACUUGAUCUCUGUAUCCGCCAACACCUCCCAUCUAUAUAGCUGAAAAACACUUCCGGUGUUGUUUCAUGGCAAUGGCAUGGUGAAUCUAAUAGAAAGGGAAAUUUUGUGUUCCUCGUAUCCUUCCCCAUAGACCCAGAGCACAUCGCCUGUGUUUCCAGGUUGGAGAGCAGCGCUCUUUCUGCUUGGAAAUAGCGGCUACGCUGUGCCUUGUCUCAUCGCCUCGCCAUGGCGGCUCAUAAACCAGUGGAAUGGGUCCAGGCCGUGAUUACUAGAUUUGAUGAGCAGCUUCCGAUCAAAGUGGGGCACCAGAAUACUCACACCAAAAUCAGCACAGAGCACAACAAAGAAUGUUUGAUCAACAUCUCCAAGUACAAAUUCUCCCUUGUCAUCAGUGGCCUCACCAACAUCCUUCGAAAUGUCAACAACAUGAGAAUAUUUGGAGAAACCUCUGAGAAGAAUCUCUACCUUUCUCAGCUCAUCAUUCUUGACACUCUGGAGAAGUGCCUUGCGGGGCAACCCAAGGACUGUCUGCGUUUGGAUGAGGCCAUGCUGGUAAAACAGCUCCUUCCUGAGAUCUGCCAUUUCAUUUAUACCUAUCGUGAAGGCCACCAGCACGCAGCUGAGCUCCGUGUGUCUGCCUCAGCUGUCCUCUUCUCUUUAAGCUGCAACAACUUCAAUGCGGUCUUCAGUCGUAUCUCAACCAGACUGCAGGAAUUGACAGUGUGUUUGGAAGACACGGUGGAUGUUCAUGACAUCGAACUGAUGCAGUACAUCAAUGUGGACUGCUCUAAGUUAAAGAGGCUGCUUCAAGAAACUGUCCUUAAAUUCCGAGCCCUGAAAAAGCCGGCCCAACUAUCCGUUAUCAACAGUUUAGAGAAGGCAUUUUGGAACUGGGUGGAGAAUUACCCUGAUGAAUUCACAAUGCUUUACCAGAGGCCACAGGCUGACAUGGCAGAAGCUGCAGAGAAGCUUUUUGACCUGGUGGACAAUUUCGCUGAAAGUGCAAAGAGGAAGGCUGCAGUGUGGCCACUUCAGAUCAUUCUCCUCAUCCUCUGUCCUCUGAUAACACACACUAUCUCUAAAGACACUGUGGAAGAAAGCAAGACCAACAAGAAAAUUUUUCUGGACAAUCUACGAAAAGCCUUGGCUGGGCAGGGUGGGAGUAAGCAGCUGAUGGAGAGUGCUGCUAUCGCCUGUGUCAAACUGUGUAAAGCCUCUACUUACAUCAAUUGGGAGGACCAUUCUACCAUUUUCCUCCUGGUUCAAUCCAUCGUCAUGGAUCUUAAGGCUUUACUGUUUAACCCAGCCAAACCGUUCUGGAGAGGUGUGGGUAACCAGAAUGCUGAUGUGGAACUGAUGAUGGACUGCUUUGUCUCCUGCUUCCGCAUAAAUCCUCACAAUAACCACCACUUUAAGGUCUGCUUGGCACCUUCAUCUCCCUCCACGUUUCACUUUGUCCUGGUGAACUCGUUGCACAGAAUUAUCACCAAUUCUCAUCUGGACUGGUGGCCUAAGAUUGAUGCAGUGUAUUGCUACUCCGGAGAGCUUCGCUUGAUGUUCUCUGACACACUUAACCGGGUUGUUCAAGGAACUGCAACCCAUCCUCCUAUUCGCAUGGCAUCGAGUCUGACGUUCAAGGGAAAGAUGAGCACCAGUCUCAAGUUUAAAGAGAAAGCCACGGACCUGGACACUCGCAGUUAUAAGUGCCUUCUUCUUGCUUUGGUCAAACUCAUUCAUGCUGAUCCCAAACUUUUGUUGCACAACCCAGUGAGACAUGCUCCUGAUGCUCAGAGCAGCACAGCAGAGCUGAUUACGGGCCUGGUCCAGCUUGUGCCUCUCAGCACCACCACUCAGCUCUCCCAAGAAGCCAUGGAGGCUCUGCUAGUUCUUCACCAACCAGAGACCAUAGAACUGUGGAAUCCCGAUGCUCCUAUUGAGACAUUCUGGGAUAUCAGUUCACAGGUGCUGUUCCUCAUCUGCCGAAAACUGAUUGGCCAGCAGAUGGUUAAUGGAACGGAGGUUCUCAAAUGGAUGAGGGAAAUCCUCAUCUGCCGCAACAAAUUUCUGCACAAAAACAAGGAAAGUGCCACUAUGGGUGCUGCACUACCCAUCUGCCGUCAAGCGCAGACCAAGUUGGAGGUUUGUCUAUACAUGUUCUUGUGGAGUCCUGACACAGAGGCUGUCCUUGUGGCAAUGUCCUGCUUCCGCCACCUUUGUGAGGAGGCCAAUAUCCGCUCUGCUGCAGACGAGGUGCCAGUCCAGAACAUCCUGCCCAACUAUUCUACCUUCAGUGAACUGGCUUCUGUCAGCAACAUGAUGGGCACAGGUCGCUCUACUCUUCAGAAGAGAGUAAUGGCUCUGCUCAGGAGAAUAGAACAUCCCACCCCAGGAAACAUUGAGGCAUGGGAGGAUACACAUAUUAAAUGGGAGCUGGUCACCAAGCAGAUUCUUAAUUUUCCAAAAAACAAAGCAGAUGAUGGACAGCAGGAGUGGAUCAACAUGACGGGUUUCCUGUGUGCUCUGGGAGGUGUGUGUCUCCAACAGCGCAGUACCCCUGGCCCUGCCACCUACAGCCCACCCAUGGGCACCAUGAGUGAGCGCAAACACUCUAUGAUCUCCAUGGGCCCUUGUGAUGCGCCCAGUCUUCUGGCCUCAGCGCCUACAUGCUCAUCGUCGGCAUCAAUUGACAUGCCAGUCAGCUGUUUCCUGGAUCGUCUACUGACUCUGUUGGUGUGUGGUCAUGAAAGGGUUGGCCUCCAUGUUCGUACUAAUGUUAAAGACCUGUUGGGGAUGGAGUUGAACCCUGCUCUCUACCCAUUGCUCUUCAACAAGCUGAGAAACAGCAUUGGAAAGUUUUUUGAUGCUCAGGGACCAGUUCCCAUCAAUGAUGCCAACACCCAGUUUGUGGAACAAAUCAUUGCCAUCAUGAAGAACCUGCUGGAUAAUCACACAGAGGGCAGUUCUGAACACCUUGGUCAAGCCAGUAUUGAGACCAUGAUGCUCAAUCUUGUUAGGUAUGUGCGGAUUCUGGGAAACGUGCUUCGUGCCAUCCAAAUAAAAACAAAGCUUUGUGAACUGGUUGAGGUGAUGAUGAAGAGACGUGAUGAUCUGUCGUUUUGCCAGGAGAUGAAGUUCAGAAACAAAAUGGUGGAGUAUUUAACUGACUGGGUGAUGGGAACCUCCAACCAGGCUGCUGAUGAUGAUAUUAAAUGUUUGACAAGAGACCUGGAUCAGGCCAGUAUGGAAGCUGUAGUAUCUCUUCUUGCUGGUUUGCCUCUGCAGCCUGAAGAGGGGGAUGGAGUGGAACUAAUGGAGGCCAAGUCCCAGCUUUUUCUUAAAUACUUCACACUCUUCAUGAACCUGCUCAAUGACUGCAGUGAGGUGGAGGAUGAGGGACAGGCAGUGACUGGACGGAAACGGGGUAUGUCUCGACGCCUCGCCUCCCUUCGUCACUGCACCAUCUUAGCCAUGUCCAACCUCCUGAAUGCCAAUGUGGACAGUGGCCUCAUGCACUCUAUUGGUCUUGGCUACCACAAGGACCUACAGACUCGGGCCACUUUCAUGGAAGUCCUUACCAAGAUCCUGCAGCAGGGCACGGAGUUUGAUACACUAGCCGAGACAGUGUUGGCCGAUCGUUUUGAGAGGCUGGUGGAGCUGGUCACAAUGAUGGGAGACCAGGGAGAGCUUCCCAUUGCGAUGGCUCUGGCCAAUGUUGUUCCUGGUUCUCAGUGGGAUGAGCUGGCCCGAGUACUGGUUACGCUGUUCGAUUCACGGCACCUUCUCUACCAACUUCUUUGGAACAUGUUCUCCAAAGAAGUGGAACUGGCAGACUCCAUGCAAACAUUGUUCAGAGGAAACAGUCUGGCAAGCAAGAUCAUGACCUUCUGCUUUAAGGUUUAUGGAGCUGCAUACUUGCAGAAACUACUUGAACCACUGCUGAAAGGCGUCAUCACCAGUCCAGAACACAUCAGUUUUGAGGUGGAUCCCGCAAGAUUGGAAUCAGGGGAAAAUUUGGAGGACAACCAGAGGAAUCUCAAGCAGAUCACGGAACGCUUCUUCCACGCCAUCACUGGCUCCUCUAGUGAAUUCCCCCCACAGCUGCGCAGUGUCUGCCAUUGUCUGUACCAGGCUACUUGCCACUCUCUUCUGAAUAAGGCAACAGUAAAAGAAAAAAAGGAAAACAAAAAAUCAGUGGUGAGUCAGCGAUUUCCGCAGAACAGCAUUGGCGCUGUCGGUAGUGCCAUGUUUUUACGUUUUGUCAAUCCAGCCAUCGUGUCCCCAUACGAAGCUGGCAUUUUGGAUAAGAAACCACUGCCCAGGAUUGAACGAGGCCUAAAGCUAAUGUCUAAGAUUCUGCAGAGCAUUGCCAAUCAUGUCUUGUUUACUAAGGAGGAGCACAUGAGGCCUUUUAAUGACUUUGUGAAGAGCAAUUUUGAUGCAGCGCGCAGGUUUUUCUUGGACAUUGCCUCUGACUCCCCUCCCAGUGACUCAGUAAACCACAGUCUUUCCUUCAUCAGUGAUGGUAAUGUUCUGGCCCUUCACCGCUUGCUGUGGAACAACCAAGAGAGAAUUGGCCAGUACCUGUCAAGCAACAGAGACCACAAGGCUGUGGGCAGGAGACCAUUUGACAAGAUGGCCACUCUGUUAGCUUAUUUGGGUCCUCCAGAACACAAACCUGUGGCUGAUACACAUUGGUCCAGCCUCAACCUGACCAGCUCCAAGUUUGAGGAGUUUAUGACAAGACACCAGGUUCAUGAAAAAGAAGAGUUUAAAGCAUUGAAGACCCUCAACAUCUUCUACCAGGCAGGGACCUCAAGGAAUGGAAACCCAGUCUUUUACUAUGUGGCUCGAAGAUUCAAAACUGGCCAAAUAAAUGGAGACCUGCUUAUUUACCACGUCCUCCUCACUUUGAAGCCAUACUAUGCCAAGCCAUAUGAGAUUGUGGUAGACCUGACCCAUGUGGGGCCCAGCAAUCGCUUCAAGACUGAUUUCCUUUCAAAGUGGUUUGUGGUCUUUCCUGGCUUUGCUUACGAGAAUGUGGCAGCUGUUUAUGUGUACAACUGUAACACAUGGGUCAGAGAGUACACCAAAUAUCAUGAGCGGCUGCUGACUGGCCUAAAGGGGAGCAAGCGUCUUCAGUUUAUUGACUCUCCGGCCAAAUUGGCUGAACACAUUGAAGCUGACCAGCAAAAGCUUCCUGCAGCCACACUGACUCUUGAAGAAGAUCUCAAAGUAUUUCAUAAUGCCCUAAAGUUGGCCCACAAAGAUACAAAAGUCUCAAUUAAGGUUGGUUCGACAGCUGUGCAGGUGACCUCUGCUGAGCGAACCAGGGUUCUUGGCCAGCCAGUCUUCCUGAACGAUGUCUACUAUGCCUCAGAGAUUGAGGAAAUUUGUCUGGUAGACGAGAGCCAGUUCACCCUGACUAUGGCCAACCAAGGUACACCUCUGACAUUCAUGCAUCAGGAGUGUGAUGCUAUUGUCCAGUCCAUCAUACACAUCCGAACACGUUGGGAGCUCUCUCAACCUGACUCCAUCCCCCAACACACCAAGAUCAGACCCAAAGAUGUCCCUGGUACUCUCUUAAACAUUGCUUUGCUCAACCUCGGCAGCUCCGAUCCCAGCCUUAGAUCUGCUGCCUAUAAUCUUUUGUGUGCCCUGACAUGCACUUUCAACUUGAAGAUUGAGGGGCAGCUGCUGGAAACGUCAGGGCUCUGCAUCCCAGCCAACAACACACUCUUUAUUGUUUCCAUUAGCAAGACACUGGCUGCCAAUGAGCCUCACCUCACGCUGGAGUUUCUGGAGGAAUGCAUCUCUGGCUUCAGCAAAUCUAGUAUUGAGCUAAAGCACCUGUGUCUAGAGUACAUGACGCCAUGGCUACUCAACCUGGUUCACUUUUGUAAGCAUAAAGAUGACGGCAAGCGUCAGCGUGUUACAGCAAUUUUGGACAAGCUCAUAACCAUGACCAUCAAUGAGAAACAGAUGUAUCCAUCCAUUCAAGCAAAGAUCUGGGGCAGCUUGGGCCAGAUCACGGACCUUUUGGAUGUGGUGCUAGAUAGCUUUAUAAAGACCAGUGCCACAGGAGGGCUGGGUUCCAUUAAAGCAGAGGUCAUGGCGGAUACAGCUGUUGCGCUGGCAUCUGGAAAUGUCAAGCUGGUCUCAAGCAAGGUAAUUGGCCGGAUGUGUAAGAUCAUCGAUAAGACUUGUCUGUCACCAACACCAACACUGGAGCAACACCUGAUGUGGGACGAUAUCGCCAUCUUAGCUCGCUAUAUGCUCAUGCUGUCAUUCAAUAACUCACUGGAUGUUGCAGCUCAUUUGCCAUAUUUGUUUCACGUUGUGACUCUGCUGGUAGCAACUGGACCCCUUUCUCUUAGAGCCUCGACCCAUGGUUUGGUCAUCAAUAUCAUCCAUUCACUCUGCACAUGCUCCCAGCUCAACUUCAAUGAGGAGACCAAGCAGGUCCUGCGGCUGAGCUUGACUGAGUUUUCACUACCAAAGUUUUACUUGCUUUUUGGUAUCAGUAAAGUCAAGUCAGCUGCUGUCAUCGCUUUCCGCUCCAGCUACAGAGACCGGUCCUUCUCGCCUGGGUCUUAUGAGAGGGAGACAUUUGCCCUGUCUUCUCUUGAGACAGUCACAGAGGCCUUGUUGGAAAUCAUGGAGGCUUGUAUGAGGGACAUUCCCGGGAGUAAGUGGUUGGACCAGUGGACUGAGUUGGCUCAGAAGUUUGCAUUCCAGUACAACCCAUCCCUUCAGCCCCGAGCCCUGGUUGUGUUUGGAUGUAUCAGUAAACGUGUGAGCCAUGGCCAGAUCAAGCAGAUCAUUCGCAUCCUGAGCAAAGCCAGUCCUCUGCUCAGCAUUGACCGAAGUCUUGAAAGUUGCUUGAAGGGUCCCGACAAUUACAACAGCCAAGUGUUGAUUGAGGCCACUGUAAUUGCACUGACCAAGCUGCAGCCUCUACUCUGCAAGGACUCCCCAAUGCACAAAGCUCUGUUCUGGGUGGCAAUAGCUGUGUUGCAGCUGGAUGAGGUCAACCUCUACUCAGCUGGGACUGCUCUGCUGGAGCAAAACUUGCACACUCUGGACACAAUGCGCGUCUUUAAUGAGAAGAGUCCUGAGCAGGUGUUCAUGGAAAUCCGCUGUCCAUUAGAGUGGCACUGCAAGCAGAUGGAUCAUUUUGUCGGACUUAACUUCAAUGCAAACUUCAACUUUGCACUAGUAGGCCAUUUGCUAAAAGGUUACCGACACCCAUCGGCCACCACUGUGGCCAGGACUGUAAGAAUCCUGCACACCCUACUGUCUCUCAUCAGCAAACACAUGAAGUGUGACAAGUUUGAAGUCAACACCCACAGUGCUGCCUACCUAGCAGCUCUUCUCACUGUCUCGGAAGAAGUCCGGAGUCGCUGCAGCUUAAAACAUAGGAAGUCUCUCCUGAUGUCUGACCUCUCCAUGGACCCAGUCCCGAUGGACACUUUUUCAACUCACAUCCCAGAUCCCAGCUGCAGAACUCUUCGAGACAGUCAACCAUGGACAUCGCCGGAGAUGUCUGAAGGCUACCUUUCUGCCAAUCACUACACAACAGUAGGGCAGACUAGCCCCCGUACACGCAAGUCCAUGAGCCUGGACAUGGGCCAGCCCUCACAGGUCAACACCAAGAAGCUUCUGGGUACCAGGAAGAGCUUUGAUCACCUCAUAUCAGACUGCAAGCCACCAAAGAGACCAGAGAUGGAGUCUGGCAUGACAACUCCUCCUAAGAUGAGACGUGUUGCUGAAAAUGAUUAUGAGAUUGAAACGCAAAGGAUCGGAAACUCACACCUUCGCAAAGUUUCUGUAUCUGAAUCUAAUGUUCUGCUGGAUGAGGAGGUGCUAACUGAUCCGAAAAUUCAGGCUCUUCUGCUCACAGUCUUGGCUACACAGGUGAAGUACACCACUGAUGACUUCGACCAGCGCAUCCUCUAUGAGUACUUGGCUGAGGCUAGUGUCGUCUUCCCUAAAGUUUUCCCUGUUGUCCACAACCUCUUGGACUCAAAAAUCAACACGGUGCUCUCCAUGUGCCAGGACACAAACCUCCUCAACCCAGUCCAUGGAAUCGUCCAAAGUGUAGUGUACUAUGAAGAAUCACCUCCGCAAUACCAACCUUCCUAUUUGCAAAGCUUUGGGUUCAACGGGCUUUGGAGGUUUGCGGGUCCGUUCUCUAAGCAAACUCAGAUACCAGACUAUGCUGAGCUGAUCGUCAAGUUUUUGGAGGCGCUGAUUGACAGCUACUUGCCAGCAGCUGAGGAGGAGCGUGGGGAGGAACAGCUGUGCACUCCCACCUCUCCCUACCCUCCCACGAGCCAGAGCCAGCUCAGCAUUACUGCCAACCUUAACCUGUCAAACUCCAUGACCUCCCUGGCCACCUCACAGCAUUUGCCAGGAGUUGAUAAAGAGAGUGUGCAAUUGUCCCCCAGUGCAGCCCUCUCCAGCAGUGGCCGGGCCCGUCAUGGUUCAGCGAGUCAGGUCCAGAAGCAACGCAGUGCAGGAAGCUUCAGGGGGCCCAGUAUUAAGAAGAUUGUCUGAUGUUUGCCCCACCCCCAGCUGUACUUUCAACUUUUUAUCUGACUUUUUAAUUAUUAUUUCCUCCUCAUCUUGUACCCAUAUUGUGUUGGUGCAAGGAAUGUUUUGAUGUAAGUGACGGACUAUGGUGAUGGGAUGUGUGAAAGAGACGGGUUCUGCCAACAUGGGACAUUGCUGCUUAAGGUUUAUAAAACCUGACUAAAAUGUCACGUUUUUGCAGCCUAAAUGGACCAAAUGACAGUGUGUUUGAGUAUGUGUGAAUAUGUAGGGAUCGGGAUGGCUGGUGUCUAGUUUCAAUUUUUCAAAGACAGUGUGUACCAAGUACCUUGUGCUUAUUUAGAUGUUGACGUGCUCUCCAUUGUGUGCCUUUGUCAGGGUUUUUAAUAUGUACCAUUUGUAAUGUGAAACCUUGCUUGGAGAAAGAACAGGUACUAAUUAUAGAGGUGAGCCGUCCACCAGCCGUCUCCCCACUGGCCUCCGACCAUCCAAAUGUACAAUCAUCCAUUAAUCCGGUUGCCUGAUAUUUAUCCUGUACAGUUAUAGUCUCUCACAUACAAAGAGGUUAAUGUAAUGUAAAUAUUCCCAGAUCUUGUUUUUACUUUUAUUUUCAACUUUCAACUACAUGUCAGCAUCCUGAGAUGAAGAUUUCACUUUUUGGCAAUAAUUUUCAUGUGUCAACCACUUUAGUUGCUUGUCCAUAACCUGCCAUUGCAGUUAAGCUUCCAUGGAGACGUGAUCACAACUUAAUCAUAAUAGAUAACCACAUUCCUUUUUAUACUCACAACUGAGACGUGACUAGCACAAAUUAUUCAAUCUGGAUUUUGUGACUCGUUCAUCUAGUGAAGUUGGCUGACAUUCUUACUGUUCUUGAUCUCCAUGAACCCAUCACAAACGCAGAGAGUGUUGACCUCCAUCAAUGAUUGCAUGAUGUUUUGGAGAUGUCCCCUUGCACUGAAAAGCUAUUCCUCUGUCACUUAGAUUGAUUCAUGUGCUAAAAUGAGUAUGUCUUCUAAUUUUGAGUAGUUGUUUUUAAACUAAUUCAAAAUGAGAAACUGCACCAAGAUACAUCGGAUUUUUGUUCCUAGGGUGUGAAUGUGAGAAGCAGCUGAAAUAAUUUUGCAAACCCCAACUGUAAGUAUUUAAAUGUGUCACCAGGGACAGGAAAUUCAGUGCUCGUUCAUGAUAUGUGCGUGUGUGUGUGAUGUGUCCGUGUGGUUUUGUUUUGUUUUUCUUUGUUUUAUUUUUUUCAUUUUGGCCUUCCAUUGGUUUAACUAUGUUGUCCCCCGGCAUCCAUCUGGGAACUUUUUACUGCAUAAAAUAGCACAAAUAUGGAAGGAGAACCAUCAGUGUUUCCACAUGGGCGUGGUUCUUCCUUUAUAUUUCAUGUUUCUUCAGACUCCAAAAAAAGACAACUGACUUGCUCUGAAAAUCCAAUUCUGGGUUUGUUCAGACAGAAAAACUCCAAAUGUGGCAUGUUUUUGUUGGUAUAAUGCAAAAUCUAAUGUCUGUUGAUUUGUUUUUAAUGCAGUAUGUAUGAUAAAUGUAAAUACUGUGUACAAUUUGAGAUGGUAUAUUUACUACACUGUACAUAAUUGUGAUAUUGUACCAUUUUGUUUUUUGUAAAGCAGUUAGUUUCUGUAUAUUAAUAUAAAAGCAUUUCCAGUGUUGGUAAUAAAAUGUUUUGCUCUCGA
Synchiropus splendidus (mandarinfish) is the source of this 10250-nucleotide messenger RNA. It is a transcript of the gene nf1a, whose product is annotated as neurofibromin 1a. Gene Ontology annotation, biological process: regulation of GTPase activity. The record is from RefSeq and is a predicted model, not a curated record. The transcript has 57 exons. Lineage: Eukaryota; Metazoa; Chordata; Actinopteri; Syngnathiformes; Callionymidae. Bases 232 to 8562 code for a protein of 2776 amino acids.